CGGCAAGAGAGAGUGAGACGGUCCAUUACCUCCUCUUUCUGAUUUCGUGAAGUUCGUUGUUCUUACAUACAAGUCUUCCUUUUCUUCAUUAUUUAAAGAGAGAGAAGAGUGGUUCCCCCAACAUACAUAGCAAUUAGCAACCUCAAAUAUUGUUUGUAAUUAGUAACAAAAAUACUAAACUAAUCACACAAAGAUGACAGCUCUUUCCAACGGCCACGCCGCUAAUAACUCUUCUCCUCUUUUCAAGAUCCCACCCAUCAAAUUCACCAAUCUCUUCAUCAAUGGCCACUUUGUUCAUUCUCUCUCAGGAAACGAGUUUGAGACAAUAGAUCCGAGAACAGGAGAGGUAAUAGCGAAAAUCUCGGAGGGAAGAAAAGAAGACAUUGAUGUGGCUGUUAAAGCGGCACGUGAGGCAUUUGACAACGGUCCAUGGCCACGCAUGUCUGGUGCGGAAAGAGCAAAAAUCAUGAUGAAAUGGGCAGAUCUUAUUGAAGAAAACGUAGAAGAACUAGCAGCAUUAGACGCCAUUGAUGCUGGAAAGUUGUACCACUUAGUUAAGGUCUUGGACAUCCCUGCAGUUGCAAAUUGUUUACGCUACUAUGCCGGUGCUGCCGAUAAGAUCCAUGGCGAGGUGCUAAAAGGUGCUAGAGAGUUCCAUGCAUAUACUUUGAUGGAACCAAUUGGUGUUGUUGGACACAUCAUUCCUUGGAAUUUCCCUAGCACCAUGUUUGCUGCCAAGGUUAGUCCUUCCUUGGCUGCCGGUUGCACCGUCGUCCUUAAGCCGGCCGAACAAACACCUCUGUCCGCUCUGUUUUUCGCGCAUUUAGCUAAACAGGCUGGAAUUCCGGAUGGAGUUCUUAAUGUAGUACCCGGAUUUGGCCCAACUGCUGGUGCUGCAAUAAGCUCACACAUGGACAUUGAUAAGGUUAGCUUCACCGGUUCAACGGAAGUAGGCCGUGCCAUAAUGCACGCGGCGGCUAGCAGCAAUCUGAAACCGGUGUCACUUGAAUUAGGAGGAAAGUCACCUCUUCUAAUCUUUGAUGAUGCUGAUGUAGAUAAAGCUGCUGAUCUUGCUCUCUUGGGAAUCUUGUUUAAUAAGGGAGAAAUUUGUGUUGCAAGUUCAAGGGUGUUUGUUCAGGAAGGGAUAUAUGAUGAGUUUGAGAAGAAGUUGGUUGAGAAAGCAAAAGCUUGGGUUGUUGGAGAUCCUUUUGAUCCUCAAUCUCAGCAAGGCCCUCAGGUUGACAAGAACCAAUUUGAGAAAAUCCUUUCAUAUAUAGAGAUUGGAAAGCAAGAAGGAGCAACCCUACUAACAGGUGGUAAAAAAGUGGGCAACAAGGGCUACUACAUUGAACCUACAAUCUUCUCUAAUGUCAAGGAAAACAUGCGCAUAGCACAGGAUGAAAUAUUUGGCCCUGUCUUGGCACUGAUGAAGUUCAGGUAAAUUAUAUCUUUAUAAU
Arachis duranensis is the source of this 1457-nucleotide messenger RNA. Its product is annotated as aldehyde dehydrogenase family 2 member C4. NCBI's taxonomy places the organism in Eukaryota, Viridiplantae, Streptophyta, Magnoliopsida, Fabales, Fabaceae. The transcript has 8 exons. The record is from RefSeq and is a predicted model, not a curated record. Bases 194 to 1441 code for a protein of 415 amino acids. Gene Ontology annotation, molecular function: aldehyde dehydrogenase (NAD+) activity.